AUGGAGAGAAAGAACGGGGCCGUCGACGUCUCGCCUUUCUUGCUCAUGGAAGCCACCGGCGAUUCGGAGGAGGACGUCUCCGAUCCCGCCAUAAUGCGAGAUCCCAGCCUCGCUGGUAGCAAGGCGUACGACGGAGGUGAUGGCGAUGGCGAUGGCGGCGGCGACGACGACGAGGACGCGGAAUCUUGCUGCAGCGAGUGGUCUUCUUACAAGUCGUAUAAUGACCAAGAUGUUCGAGAUUUAGACGGCGGCGACGCCGAAGCAUGCGACGGAGCGGACUGGAGCGAUCGAUGGAGGUGGAAGCGCGAAACGGGGAAUAGUGAACGUCUCGAGCAGCAAUGGUGGUCGGAAGCCAAGGAGCCGUGCGUUUCAGAGGAAGUCAAUAGUUUCGACGACGGCAAGAAGAUUAACAAGAAGCCUAGUGGGAUUGCGCCAAGCGAAGUGCAUCUAAGUGAGAUGGAGAAGAGUAGGUUGUUUUGGGAGGCCUGCCUAGCAUCGUAA
Eucalyptus grandis is the source of this 501-nucleotide messenger RNA. RefSeq lists its product as uncharacterized. NCBI's taxonomy places the organism in Eukaryota, Viridiplantae, Streptophyta, Magnoliopsida, Myrtales, Myrtaceae. The record is from RefSeq and is a predicted model, not a curated record. Bases 1 to 501 code for a protein of 166 amino acids. The transcript has a single exon.